GUGCGUGGUGCUGGCUGGCUUUGGCGCCAAUUUUUGACAUUUCAUCUAGAAAAUUGCGCCAACGCAAAUAUAAUUCCGUCCGAUUAAAGUCAAUUUCAAUAAAAUUCUUUAACUAUCGCACGCAGCACGCAGUUCUCAUCUCAUCCGCUUCAAUUUCUCUCAUUUCACUUGUGCGUGUUUGAGUAUAGCUAGGUUGCGUUGCGUUACUAAGGUAUCCAGAGCUAGACCGACUCGACACCACAGGCCAACUGUUCAAGGAGAGCUGCAAACCUGGUUUCACGGUUUAUAAAGUGUUUUUGUAAUCUUUCCGGAAUGACUCUUUUCGAAAGUCGACCAACCUUAAAAUUCGCACGCAUUACUGAAAAUGCUUUUACUCCACGAAAGGGGUCUGAAAAAGCAGCUGGUUUAGACAUGAAAAGUGCUUAUGAUGCUGUAGUUCCAGCUCGUGGGAAAGCACUUAUCAAAACUGACUUGCAAGUUGAACUGCCACCGGGUUGCUAUGGGAGAGUGGCUCCUCGUUCAGGUCUAGCAUUGAAAAACAGUAUUGAUGUAGGAGCUGGUGUUAUUGAUGAGGAUUAUCGCGGCAACAUUGGUAUUGUGCUGUUCAACCAUUCUGAUGAAGACUUCCAAGUGAAGAAAGGAGACCGCAUAGCACAGCUGAUUUGUGAACGGAUUUAUUAUCCUGAAGUAGAGGAAGUGAAAAACUUAAAUGAAACUAAGAGAGGAGAAAGUGGAUUUGGAUCUACAGGUACACAAUAGUGUAUAAUGUAGGUUGAUUUUGCCCACCCUUUAACAAUACAAUAAACAUAAUAAUUUUUUAGUAUUAAGAAUUUUGUCCGAAAUGAGAACAAAAUAAGGUCAGGACAGAACACAAAUUCAAAUAAAACAACUAACCAUAAUGGUACACCCAAACAUAUUUUUGCAAAAGGAACAUAAUGAAUAUUGAUUAAUUUCUACUCUUUUUCUGAUUUAUGUAUAAAUAUCCCAGCUGGAAGUUUAAUUAAAAAAAAAUUUAUACUAAUAUAUAGUUCACUGACAAUCUCCAAAAACAAGAUGAACUGUGUUUACCUCCCAGAGAUGAAAAUUUUUGUAUACAUACCAGUUUUGGAGGUAUAUCUAAAUACAUACAACUACCUAUUGUAUUUAGACACAAUUUUGACUCCAAUUUGUUCCCCAUAUCGUUUUUCUGCAAAUAUCUUUCAAGUACAGACACUUACAAAAAAAAUCAACUGAUCACCAAGUGAAUAUUAAUGUUAAAAUAUUGUUAUGUUUGAAAUUGUUGUGAUUAUAUCUACUUAUUUCUGCUUAUAAAGCUAAAUAAGUUUAUUAGGUUAAAUUAGAGAUGUAAAUCUCCAUUUAAGAAUCUUAAGUUUGUGGCACCAGUUCCUACCUAAAUAAAACAGUUUCUGUAACA
Messenger RNA from Amyelois transitella, 1414 nucleotides. It is a transcript of the gene dUTPase, whose product is annotated as deoxyuridine 5'-triphosphate nucleotidohydrolase. Lineage: Eukaryota; Metazoa; Arthropoda; Insecta; Lepidoptera; Pyralidae. The transcript is spliced from 3 exons. Bases 313 to 759 code for a protein of 148 amino acids. Gene Ontology annotation, biological process: dUMP biosynthetic process; dUTP catabolic process. Gene Ontology annotation, molecular function: dUTP diphosphatase activity; magnesium ion binding. The record is from RefSeq and is a predicted model, not a curated record.